AUGGCAGACAAAGGUAUAUUUGGGUUAACUAAAGGUUUAGCAUCAACUUUAAUUGGUUAUUCAUUACAAGGUUUUGAAAAAUUUGCUUUUUAUGGAAUCUUUAAAACUUUUUAUGGUGAAAUAUUUGGCAAAGAAAAUGCUCAUGUCCAUCGAACAAUAAUUUAUCUAUUAGCACGUGCUUCACCAGAACUAUUUGCUGAUAUUGCCUUAGCGCCAUGGCAAGCAAUAAAAGUACGAGUUCAAACACAAGAUAAUUCGGCAUCAACUUUAAGACAAAGUUUACCGAAAUUUUACGUGAACUUUGCAUGUUUGGAAUGUACGACUGAAGUACUGAAUAAAUAUAUAAUACGUAAACCACGUGAACAACAUACAAAGGCUAAAGAUCUUAGUAUAACAUUUAUUGCUGGUUAUAUAGCUGGUAUAUUUUGUGCUAUUGUUAGUUAUCCAGCUGAUACAAUCGCAUCAGAAUUGCAUAAUGAAAAGGUCUUAGUGUAUCGAUGCUAUACAACGUGUUGGAUUUUCUGGUAA
This is a messenger RNA of Rotaria sp. Silwood1, 528 nucleotides long. NCBI's taxonomy places the organism in Eukaryota, Metazoa, Rotifera, Eurotatoria, Philodinida, Philodinidae. The record is from the annotation of a GenBank genome assembly.